Pogona vitticeps (central bearded dragon) is the source of this 1490-nucleotide messenger RNA. It is a transcript of the gene HCFC1R1, whose product is annotated as host cell factor C1 regulator 1. Lineage: Eukaryota; Metazoa; Chordata; Lepidosauria; Squamata; Agamidae. The record is from RefSeq and is a predicted model, not a curated record.
CUUUUUCCAUCUCUAUGGUCACAAGGAGCUAGAGCGACAGCGCAACUGCGUCUGUGUCCACACAAUCUCCGGCAAGCGGAAAACAUAAGACUACAUUUCCCAGCAUGCCUCAUGGGCUUCACGUGACGACGGAAGCCGUGGUGGCUUUUUAUGCCGCUAGAUCCCUCGGCUUGUAGUACUGGAGAAGAAUUCAAGGACUAUUGUGAAGAAUGCAGUAAAGGAACAAUCUUCGGGAGGGCGAUGGAUUCCACUGCUGGCCUGCCCUCAUCCCCAGUGCUUCCAACCCACCAAUCAUUGCACUAUUCCAUAUUGUCUAAGAACAUGGGCUGGAGCCGUAGCAGAGGCUCUGACUGGCAACAGGAUAGAGCACAGCAAGUGUCAUGGAGCAAGUCAAGCCCAGGAGUAAGGAGGUGCCGGUCAGCACCCUUUGCUUUCAAGCGCCAUCUGGAGAACAGAGAUCAGGAACCCAGUUCCAAACACUUCCUCUCAGAAGACAAGAUGGCGACCCGUUUCAACUCCCUUAGCCUGGACAAUGACCACGUUUACAGUUCCAAUGGCUUCCCUAUCCAUAAUGAAGACCCCAUGUGGCAGCAGGCGUACACACAACUGAAAGAGCUGCAGCAGAGGCUCUCCCAAGAUGGAGAGAGUGAAGAAACCAGCUCAACAGAUGAAUAUGAAUCCAGCAAUGUAAUUGUGGAUGGGGAAUUCCUCAUGGCAGACUGCCCCAUGCUGACACAUCCUUCCUUCUUACAAGAAGGCUUUGGCAGAAUCAGCAUCAUACCGGAAGAAAUAUUCCUCUCUCUGAACCCUUGUACUGAAGUCGUUCUGUGGAGCCCCCAUGAAAGUUCAAGCUUGCGCACUAUCCGAACCCUGAUGUCGCUACCAUCUUCCGUGAGCUCUCCUCCACAACUUCAGCAGGACGUGUCGGUGAAACAAGAGGAAAUGGAAGCAUGAGCCUUCGUCCAUCUUGUUAUUCUGCCUUUUCAAGGCUAGAAUUGUCUCUUCAGUUGACGUGUCAGAUGUCAAACAAAUGGCAUUAUUAUCUAGCCACACGUGGUACCCACAGAUGUUUUCCAUCAGUAUAUCAACUUUCAAUGUCUUCAGUCAAUUGCAAUAAUCCCAUCUUCUCUCUUCUCCUAGAUAGGAAGCAUGUAUGCAGCCAUUUCUGGUGUACAUCUUGUCAUGUGCUGCUGUUUCUCUUCCAAUAGGAAACAAGGCAACACAGACUAAAAGUGCUGAGAGGGUGCCAGAUGGUGCUAUGACUUCAAAUCUGUUUCAAAACAGAUUUUUAAAUUUUUUUAUACCUUCUCAGAGGUCAGACUUUAGCUUGCAGCAGAAAGAUAAAGGAAGGUCAACCAACAGUUCUGUCUUGACCUUUCAUGUAAGAAAAACCUUCUAAACCAGAGGUUGUUAACCCCCGGUCCGCGGCCCGGUGCCAGAUCGGGCCAUGGAGACAGAUCUUCCCCCCCCCACUCCCCUCCCCACAGCUG